Molecule: messenger RNA, 747 nt
Organism: Capsella rubella
Lineage: Eukaryota; Viridiplantae; Streptophyta; Magnoliopsida; Brassicales; Brassicaceae
Exons: 2
Coding region: 145-564 (139 amino acids)
Source: RefSeq, a predicted model, not a curated record
UCUAUCUCCUCUUGUUUCCCCGUCCCCUGUUCUCACCAAACUCUCAAAGCUCUUCUCUUCUCUUCUCUCUCUAACACAUGAGAGAACAAAAUCAUCAGCUAACAAUCUCAGCCGUUGAUUAUAUAGCCGCCACCGUAGCAGAAGAUGGAGAACACUCAAGAUUUCUCGCCGCCGCACAUGGAUGCUUCUCGGCCGUCACUAGGAUUCCCUCUAGGCACAGCUCUGCUUCUUAUCAUCAUCUUCAGCCUCUCCGGAAUAUUCUCUUGCUGUUACCAUUGGGACAAACAUCGUUCUCUCCGCCGCUCUUUAGCCAAUGCCUCCACCCGUCCCUCCGCCUCCGACAUCGAGUCUAAUCCUUACAAACCUAAACCCCCUUUUCCGGAAAUGAAGAAGCCACAGAAUCUGAGCGUACCGGUACUAAUGCCUGGAGACAAUACACCCAAAUUCAUAGCAUUGCCUUGUCCUUGCGCACCGCCUCGUCCGGAUAAAGUCACCGUCGAUGUUCAGACUCCACCGCAAUCACCGCCUGUCAAGCCGCCGCGCCUUCCUGUUCCUUUGUAUUAGAUUUAAUUAGCUCUAAGAAAUAUCUCGUUUUGAUGUACAUAUGGAAUCAUAAAUUUUACAUUUUCAUUUUUUUUUAUCACAGAUUAUUUAUUUUUGUACUCAGUUGGUAACAAAAUGGAGUGGUCUUAUUGUGCAACAAAAAAAACAAAACACAGAAUGACAUGUUUAUUAACUAAAACAACA